Messenger RNA from Nycticebus coucang (slow loris), 5992 nucleotides. It is a transcript of the gene MAML2, whose product is annotated as mastermind like transcriptional coactivator 2. Lineage: Eukaryota; Metazoa; Chordata; Mammalia; Primates; Lorisidae. The transcript is spliced from 5 exons. The coding region runs from base 1236 to 4553 and encodes 1105 amino acids. Gene Ontology annotation, biological process: positive regulation of transcription of Notch receptor target; Notch signaling pathway. Gene Ontology annotation, molecular function: transcription coactivator activity. The record is from RefSeq and is a predicted model, not a curated record. Gene Ontology annotation, cellular component: nucleoplasm; nuclear speck.
AGCACAAUGAAAGGCUGUGUAUCGCCGUGACUCCGUGCGGGAGCCAGUGUCAGCGAAGCGGCUAACAACAGACGAGAAAGAGAAAGGAAAAUACAAGCUACUUUUUUCCGUCUAUAAAGCGGAGCAAAUACAAGAGGUAGAACCACAUUGCUUAUUGCGAGUCCAGACCCUCAGAUCCACUGGCCGGGAUGGAAUGUACUAAAGUGGACAGAAAAGUGGCUGGACAUGACUCGGUGCUAUGUGCUGGAAGUUUGUAAGUUUGACCAUCGUUUGUAAAUUACUCUCGGAAGAGUUUGUCUUCUCUUGAUACUGUGUUAGAAUAGAGCGGGGGGGAGAGGAAUAGGAACGUAAGCGGGGAAGAAGAAAUGUGUCGAAGGAUCUCUCUCAGUGGCUAGCGACUUCAGAUUGCUUUCAUUUAAGCCUAGAAAACCUCAGACGGGGUGAGGAUUUUACCGUGAUUGGAUUCGCCAAAGAAAAAAGCAUGGUCCAAAAGUCCAAUACUGGCAUUGUUAACAAUUGAAAAGCUGUCUCCCUCUUUGGGGAGAAGACAACAUCCUACAGUACCCCCAAAGAGGAGAAAUCACCGGAGCAAAGGGAAAGCCAAUUAAAAGCCAGAAGACAGUCUCUCUUGAUUAUUGUACAUUUUGAACAUUGACUUCAAAAACCUGGAACAGCACUGCUUGUGUUUUAACCUGAGAAAAAGUAAAGGCUGCCUGUACAUAGACUGUGGUAGAAAUGUGUUUCUCUUCAGAAACAUCUCCAUAAAGAAUAUUCUGUAACAACUAGGUGAGGGAGGGUCCAGCUCUGUAUUAUACUCUCUCAAUUCUUUUCACUGCGUGUUUCUGUCUUUUGCUGGACAAUCCCUGAAUUCUUGGUCUAUCCCCUAGAUCGUGUGUUUACAAAGUACCUAGUGCUCUUGUCAGCUUGGCGAAGGAAAAAAUCCACCAACUCUGUCCAACUUCUCUAGAGCUGUCAAAUGCAAUUAGAGUAAGUUGAUCAGGGUUUGUUUCCAACUUACCCUCUGCAAUUGAUUUCUAUUCUUUCUCCCCAUCCUCUUUUUACUAACUCCCCUCCCCCACACCUUCUCCACUGCUCCCCGCAAUCUCUGAAGACCUCUAUUCAUGUGGCCCUGAACAGUGAGCUCACAUUGUCAAAAACAGAUUUUCCUGCCACAGCCAGCAGUAGCCCCUUUCCACCUCACCAUCCCAGAGGCAGCAAUCAUUGUGUCCACUAAGAUGGGGGACACAGCGCCCCCACAGGCCCCCACAGGAGGGCUAGGGGGGGCCUCUGGGGCGGGGCUCCUUGGAGGGGGCUCAGUCACCCCGAGAGUGCACAGUGCUAUCGUGGAGCGCCUCCGGGCUCGGAUCGCUGUCUGCCGCCAGCACCACCUGAGUUGUGAAGGACGCUAUGAACGUGGUCGGGCCGAGAGCUCAGACCGGGAAAGAGAGAGCACCUUGCAGCUCCUGAGCCUUGUACAGCAUGGCCAGGGGGCAAGAAAGGCUGGCAAACACACCAAGGUCACCACCACUGCUGCCACCACUACAGCCCCUGCACCACCCGCUGCUGCGCCUCCUGUGGCCUCCCAAGCAGCAUCAACAGCAGCCCCACCACCCCCACCAGACUAUCACCAUCACCACCAGCAGCACCUGCUGACCAGCAGCAAUGCUGGUGGCGGUGGUGGGAUAAACGGAGAGCAGCAGCCACCAGCUUCAACCCUAGGGGACCAGAGGAACUCAGCCCUGAUUGCGCUCCAGGGUUCCUUGAAAAGAAAGCAGGUAGUUAGCCUGUCUCCUGCCAAUAGCAAGAGGCCCAAUGGCUUCAUCGACAGCUCGUUCCUUGAUAUCAAAAGAAUCCGCGUCGGGGAGAACCUCUCUGCAGGACCAGGUGGCCUCCAAGUCAAUAAUGGACAAAGUCAGCUUAUAUCAGGGACCUUGCCUAUGAGCCAAGCACCCCUGAGAAAGACCAACACUCUGCCCCCCCACACACAUUCUCCUGGCAAUGGUAUGUUUAACAUGGGCUUAAAGGAGGUGAAGAAAGAGCCAGGAGAGACUCUGUCCUGCAGUAAGCACAUGGACGGCCAAGCAACCCAGGAGAGUAUUUUUACUAAUAGGUACGGAGAUGACUCUGGAGAGCAGCUGAUGGACCCUGAGCUGCAGGAACUGUUCAAUGAGCUGACCAACAUAUCUGUGCCUCCCAUGAGUGACCUUGAGCUGGAGGACAUGAUCAACGCCACCAUCAAGCAGGACGGCCCAUUCAGCAUGGACUUGGGCCAGCAAGGCCAGAGGAGCACACCCAGGCCCUCCUUGCCCAUGGAGAAGAUAGUGAUCAAGAGUGAGUACUCGCCAGGCCUGACUCAGGGCCCUGCAGGCUCUCCGCAGCUGAGGCCGCCGUCAGCUGGCCCCGCGUUCUCCAUGGCCAACUCAGCCCUUUCCACAUCGUCCCCCAUCCCUUCAGUCCCUCAGAGCCAGGCUCAGCCUCAGACAGCCUCAGGAGCUAGCCGGGCCCUGCCCAGCUGGCAGGAAGUCUCCCACGCCCAGCAGCUCAAACAGAUAGCUGCCAACCGUCAGCAGCAUGCCCGGCUGCAGCAGCAGCACCAGUCCGCCAACUGGUCAGCCCUGCCCUCUACUGCGGGACCCUCCCCAGGUCCCUUUGGGCCAGAGAAAAUCCCCAGCCCUUCUUUUGGUCAGCAGCCAUUCAGCUCGCAGAGCUCACCCAUGCCUGGGGUAGCUGGCAGCAGCGGCCAGCCAAAAGCAGUAUCCAGCUACAUGUACAAGGCCAGCCCCUCAGCCCAGGGUGGGCACCUAGACGGGCUCAUGCAGCCAAAGCCUCAGGACCUCAGUCGAAGUUUUAUUAACAACCCGCACCCGGCCGUGGAGCCUUGUCAUGGCAACACCAAGCCUUUGUUCCACUUUAACUCAGAGCAAGCCAGCCAGCAGAUGCCUUCAGUUUUACCUUCCCAGAACAAGCCUUCUCUCCUCCACUACACCCAGCAGCAGCAGCAGCAGCAGCAGAGCUCAAUUUCAGCUCAGCAGCAGCAACAGCAGCAGAGUUCGAUUUCAGCUCAACAACAGCAGUCACAGCCACAGCCACCGCCGUCUCAGCCUACCCAACCUAUGUCGAGCCAGCCUCUGGUGAGGUCACCGUUGCCUCUUCAGCAAAAGAUCCUGCUUCAGCAGAUGCAGAAUCAGCCCAUCACAGGACUAGGGUAUCAAGUCUCCCAACAACACAGACAGGAUCAACACUCUGUGGUAGGCCAGAACACAGGCCCCAGUCCAAGUCCCAGUCCCUGCUCAAAUCCAAACACUGGAAGUGGUUUCAUGAACUCCCAGCAAUCACUGUUGAAUCAGCAAUUGAUGGGAAAGAAACAGACCCUGCAGAGGCAGAUCAUGGAGCAGAAACAGCAACUUCUUCUGCAGCAGCAGAUGUUGGUUGACACGGAGAAAAUUGCUUCACAAGAUCAGAUAAACCGACAUCUGACAAGGCCACCCCCAGAUUAUAAAGACCAAAGAAGAAAUGUGGGCAGUAUGCAACCAGCUGCUCAGUAUUCUGGUGGCUCAUCAUCAGCGAGUCUGAACUCUAACCAGGCUUUGACAAACCCCGUUUCAGCACACACCAUUUUAACUCCCAAUUCUAACCUCAUGUCUACUUCCCAUGGGCCAAGAAUGCCGUCGUUAUCCACAGCAGUUCAGAGCAUAGGGAUGUAUGGAAAUCUUCCUUGUAAUCAACCUGGCACAUACAGCGUCGCUUCAGGAAUGAAUCAACUGACCCAGCAGAGAAACCCAAAUCAAUUGAUAGCAAAUCAAAGCAACCCUCUGAUGCCACGGCCACCUACCUUAGGGCCAAGUAAUAACAACACUUUUGGAGCUGGAACUGUUGGCAAUUCACAAUUGAGACCAAACUUAGCCCACAGUAUGGCAAGCGUGCCAGCACAGAGAACAUCAAACGUGAUGAUCACACCCAACACAACAGCCCCCAGCUGGGUCUCUCAAGAAGCAACAUCCAAACAGCCAGAAGCCCUGAAGUCUACAGGAGUCCGCUUCCCAACAGGGGCUCCUACAGCCUACACCCCCAACCAGUCAUUACAGCAGGCAGUAGGCAGCCAGCAGUUUCCCCAGAGGGCGGUGGCACCUCCUAGCCAGUUAACACCAGCAACGCAAAUGAGACCCAUGAACCAAAUGAGCCAAACACUAAAAGGACAAGCCGUGGGUCCAUUCAGGGGCCUAAAUCUGAGACCCAGUCAGCUGAGCACACAGAUACUGCCUAAUUUGAAUCAGUCAGGAACGGGGUUGAAUCAGUCGAGGACAGGCAUAAACCAGCCACCAUCCCUGACACCCAACAAUUUUCCUUCAUCCAACCAAAGUUCCAGGGCUUUCCAAGGAACUGACCAUGGCAGUGACCUAGCUUUUGACUUCCUCAGCCAACAGACUGAUAACAUGGGCCCUGCCUUAAACAGCGAUGCUGAUUUCAUUGAUUCAUUGUUGAAGACAGAGCCUGGUAAUGAUGACUGGAUGAAAGACAUCAAUCUUGAUGAAAUCUUGGGGAACAACUCCUGAAGGAGAAAGAUGAGACAAUUUACAAACUCUAAGCACUAAAAGGCAGUAUUUUACAAGGACUCUGUAAAGGCCAAAGGGUCAACUGUUAAGUGGCCUACAUGAAGACACAAUGGCUUAAAAAUGUCAAGCAGAAAAUAACUGCAGUGGUGAACAUUUUGAUCCAAAUUCUUAUUUUAAAUCUCAAACCUGAUAGUAAAACACUGGGAUCACUUUCCCCUGUCUUAACUCCAGAACACAGUAUCCAAUUUAUCCAAACAGAACUGUUAUGUUGAUGUGUAAUUAACUGUGUAAAAUAGGCUUCCCAAGUUCCUUUGCUCCCUGAAAGAAAGGUAAUAGGACUUGUAGCUUAUUUAAACCUCACAUCAUGAGGAGGUACUAGUUCCAAGCAACAAAUUCUCUAAUUUGCUGUAAUAGAUAUCUGUAGUUUGAUCUUUCCAUUCUGUCUUUUCGUUUAAUUUUUCUAAAUCUUGCAGAAUAGAUUGAAAUGUCAUAGGUCUGUUUGGAAUAACUGAAUAGUAUCCUAUGUAAGGGACAGCCAGAGAACUCAGAUCACAUCCAGUGGGUUAUAGAAUUUCCUCCCUAGAUUCACCCCUCACUGCUGCAGUUUCCCACAAAUCCUGUACUUCAGUGGGACACCCUGUCUAGUGAUGAAAUAAUAAUACAGAGUUGUGCAGUUUGAUUCUGGCUUCCACAGCCAAUUUCUGAGUCCAUUUCCAAGCAAGUUUUAGAUACAACAAAGAACUGUCCGAAUCACACUGAAAAAUCCAUGGGACAGCACUAUAAAUAAGAUUUAUUUGGCCACAGAUAAUGUGGAGUAUUAACUUACUGUGAUUGAUUCCCACUGGUUUGUUCCCAAGCUGAGGAAAAUUGAGCCUUUUCUUGCCUACUUGUUUUGAUGACUAGAGACUGAUUUGUAAGAAAAGGAAAUUUGGAAACCAAAAACUGAUUAGAAGGUAUCGUGUUGUAGUUGGAGAUAAGAACCAGGAGUGGCGGGUUCAAGUGGUUACAAAUCUAUUUCAUAGGGUUUGAAGGAAAGCAUAAUUAAGAGAAAACAAUCUGGCCUUCUUAGACAUACUAUCUGGAUUUGGGUGAACAGCAGAAUAGAAUGUGGUCCUUCAGUAGCGGUCUCUCUCUGGCAUGAUGAAUCAUUGCCACAUGCUAGACGGACCCUUCGUAUCUAGAUUUUCUCCCCUGGGGCUGAGCACUGUAUCACAGAAAGAGUUUUUGUUGAGUCAUUUAACUUCACAUACAUAUCAACUGUAAAAUUGGGAAGAUGUGUGCUAAUAAGGAAUGGAUGAAAAAUAUCACUAUCAUUUUCCUAAUUAUAGAAGAGCAAAGAUUGUCUUCAGUUCUUUCAGUUACACGCUCACAUUUUCAACUAUCAAAUGUAAUUUAACUGGUCAUUUAAUGAUCAAGUCUUUAUCUUCUCAAAAAAAGAA